Molecule: messenger RNA, 257 nt
Organism: Orcinus orca (killer whale)
Lineage: Eukaryota; Metazoa; Chordata; Mammalia; Artiodactyla; Delphinidae
Gene: PAGE4
Product: PAGE family member 4
Exons: 4
Coding region: 69-257 (62 amino acids)
Source: RefSeq, a predicted model, not a curated record
CGUAGCUGUAAAGGUUGCGUCUUAACGUCUCGGUUCUUUCUGCCUGGUGAAACUCACCAGUGUGAAAUAUGAGUGGACGAGUAAGAUCAAGAUCUAGAGGAAGGGGAGAUGGUCAAGAGUCUUCCAAUACGGUUGAACCUGUGGUUGCCCCAAAACUAGGUGGCAAAAAAUCUCAACAAAAGGAACCACCAACUGGGAAUGUGGAUAUUGAACCUGGACAAGAGAAAGAAGGAGGAACAUCUGUGGUUCAAGAUUGA